Molecule: messenger RNA, 447 nt
Organism: Cladophialophora bantiana CBS 173.52
Lineage: Eukaryota; Fungi; Ascomycota; Eurotiomycetes; Chaetothyriales; Herpotrichiellaceae
Exons: 1
Coding region: 1-447 (148 amino acids)
Source: RefSeq, a predicted model, not a curated record
AUGGCCAGCCUAUCGCGCGAGCAGUGUCUGUUUAUCUUUGUUGACGUUGAUGAGGUUCUGGUUGGGGCUGACAAGCUAGGUGACAUUGAAAAUACCAGUGCAAAAACCUCCGUCACCACGAGGAGUACCUCUGUUAUCCCCAGCAUAGCCGCACUGCCAGAAUCCUCUCGCCUGUCAUCCGACACACCAGCACACUAUCACACCAAUCUGCCGCCCUCGCCGUCUCACUCAUCCUUCGAAAAAGACCUACGCCUCCUCAACCCUGCCUCAACGUGGAUCCCCGUCAAGAUCACCAUCCAUGGUCGUCGCCUCGACCUGCCCCACGCCCACGACGGGGUCUUCAAAUCCACCUUCCCCGUCUUCUGUGUCACCUGCCUGGGUCCCGUCAACUAUGUCUCGCUCUGCUCGACAUUCGACACGAUAUCUUCACUGACGUCCCUGCAUUGA